CGCAGUGAACAACUCACAGGGUGAUCUGCUCUUGUGUCAUCUGUUUUAACAUUAAGACUUCAGGGUGGGUAGCCUUUAAUAUUCAGAAAAAAUAUUAUAUGUAUAAUGAAAUUAUGUACACAUCUUAUUGUGUAUGAUGAUAUUUUAAAGAAUGAGUUUUCAAGGAUCGCCAUGGAGAAUCCAUCGGAUAUUAAAUUAACUGCAGAAAUUAAAGAAGCUCUACAAAACAGUAAUCAAGCUUUAGCUGCUGCAAAGAUUCAGGAGUUGUUAGAGAAGGAGACAAACACUCCACUAAAUAUUGCCAUCACAGGAGAGUGUGGCUCUGGUAAAUCCACCUUUGUUAAUGCCUUUAGAGGCAUAGACAACAAGGAUGAGAGAGCUGCUCCUACUGGUUGUGUAGAAACCACCUUAGAGGUUACAGGAUACCCCCAUCCUAACUAUCCUAAUGUUACACUAUGGGAUCUUCCUGGUGUCGGAACCAUGAAGUUUCCAGCUGACAAGUACCUGAAUCGUGUUGGAUUUGAAAAGUUUGACUUCUUCAUCAUCAUCUCAGCAACUCGCUUCACUGAAAAUGAUGUGAAACUCGCUCUGGAGAUUCAAAAGAUGAAAAAGAAGUUCUACUUUGUUCGCUCAAAGAUUGACAACGACAUAAGAGCUGAGGAAAGAAGUCAGAGGGAGUUCAGUGGAGAACAGACUCUGGCACAGAUCAGGGAAAACUGCAUUCAAGGUUAGUAACAUGUAACUUGUCUUCUAUUAUAAUAAUAGUAAGAUUCAUUUCUGGAUUUUCAUUUCAACAAAUCACAUAUAACAAGAUCAAACUAUAUCUCUGUUUAUACUUAAAAUUACAAUAGUUAUGUCAUGUCAUGUUUGCCUGCCUGCAUUACUUUGAAGUAUUGAGUUCUCAAAACACUUAAGUCAGACAACUUUCACUGUGACAUUCAG
This is a messenger RNA of Larimichthys crocea (large yellow croaker), 942 nucleotides long. Its product is annotated as interferon-inducible GTPase 1. Gene Ontology annotation, molecular function: GTP binding. The transcript is spliced from 2 exons. NCBI's taxonomy places the organism in Eukaryota, Metazoa, Chordata, Actinopteri, Sciaenidae. Bases 106 to 732 code for a protein of 208 amino acids. The record is from RefSeq and is a predicted model, not a curated record. Gene Ontology annotation, cellular component: membrane.